AUGCCGCCUCGCCGGAGAGGUCCGGCGCCUCCGCCUAGUCAGAAUCAGUCGACAACUUCUGUUCCUGCUCAAAGAACCAGUGGCGUCACACUUUCAGUCCAUCCAAUUUGGCCAGACAUUCAGUUCACACAGGGCGAGCUCUUCUUCGAGUGCACUCUUUUCUUGUAUUCCGUCUUGGCACUAUUUCUGCAAUAUCUUAAUAUCUACAAAACUCUUUGGUGGCUCCCAAAGUCAUACUGGCACUAUUCACUUAAAUUCCACCUAAUCAACCCGUACUUUUUAUCAUGUGUGGGCUUGCUGUUAGGCUGGCGAGUGACCGUAUGCUUCUGGAAGACAAUCACAGAAGUGAUAGCUACAAUCUCAGCGAAUCGAUCCCAAUUCAUUCAGUCAUCAUUGAUGAUUAUCGAGUAUGCAGCUAUCAAGACACCAGUGAUGACUCUGAUCAUCACAAGUUUUCUGUUCAGUUUCAACAGGGUCUGUCAUGAUUUUCCCAACCAAUCGGUGCUCUGGUUUCUCUUUCCAAUCCUCUGCUACAUCUUCAUAUUCCGUUCUGAAAUCAUCGGAUGGUUCGGCCGGCUUCGUGACCUUCUCGGCAAAUGGCGUCGGAAAGAAGUGGAUUUCGGUGGGCUUUGCGAUCGUCUAAUGGACUCGCCACCGGCUCAAAUAGACCUUGAAUCCGUGCUACACAUGUGCAGCGAUAAUCCAGCGCAGAUUCGAGAGGAAAUUCAAGUUUUGAUUGAUGAUCUAGUACUACGUGUAAAGAAAAGCAUCUUUGCGGGGGUGUCAACUGCGUUCCUCAGUAUCAUGUUGCCAUGUAUUUUUGUUCCGUACAAAACGAGUCAAGGAAUGCCUCAAAAAAUUCUAAUCAACGAAUUCUGGGAGUGCCAACUUGGCAUCGUCGUUGGUCUCACCGCGUUCUCGCUCUACGUCGCCUAUCUGUCCCCACUAAACUAUCUGGAUCUUCUGCAUCGAGCAGCCAUCCACCUUGGAUCGUGGCAUCAGAUAGAGGGUCCUCGAAUUGGCCAUACAGGCAGUAUGAUUGCUGCGCCAACUCCAUGGAACGAGUUCUGUCUCUAUAAUCAUGGAGAGACGGUUCAGAUGCCUGAUGGACGGUGCUAUCGAGCCAAGGCGUCGCAUUUGAUACGAACCGUGGCGGCGCAUCCCGAGAGUUCCAGACAUAACACUUUCUUUGUGAGUUUUUUGACUUUUUUGAACAAAAGUGCUCCAAAAGCCGCACUACCUCAUCAACACAAUGUGCACUUUCGAAUUCGCCUAAUCUUCAUCCAAUUCUGGAUGCUGGUCCUCACCAAUGACUGGCAGCACAUUGUGACGUUUGUGCUUCUCAUGUUCGCCAACUAUCUCCUUUUUGCCAAAUUGUUCAAGGACAAAAUCAUAUUGGGACGAAUCUACGAGCCAUCGCAAGAGGAUCUUCUGCUAAUGCAUCAACUCCAUCAAGAACGCUAA
Molecule: messenger RNA, 1464 nt
Organism: Caenorhabditis briggsae
Lineage: Eukaryota; Metazoa; Nematoda; Chromadorea; Rhabditida; Rhabditidae
Exons: 5
Coding region: 1-1464 (487 amino acids)
Cellular component (GO): membrane
Source: RefSeq, a predicted model, not a curated record